CUGGAACCUUCAAACCCAUUCAUCCCCCAUCACCAACCCCCUUCAUCCCCUCCACCCCCGACCACACCGUCAAAGAUGGUCGCCUACUACAACAUUGCCGGCGCAAAAGUCGGCUCGCACUGGCUCUCGAUCGCUACCCUCAGCACCAUGUUCGUCGGUGCCUACCUGUCUACGGGCGGCAAGAAGGGCGAGGCGCAAAAGACGCCGGCCUUCAACGCCAAGGACCAAGAUGAGGAGAAAUUCAUACAAGAAUUCCUCAAGAGCGCCGAGCAAGAAGGACAGAAGGCGGGUGCUAAGCACUGAGCACGGAAAGAGGGGGCUGUCAUAACUACAUACCACGCAUUACAACAUGUAGAGGGGAGGGAUACAUUGAAUGCUAUGCCAUCCUUCGAACACACCUUUCAUUCCUGA
Molecule: messenger RNA, 411 nt
Organism: Neohortaea acidophila
Lineage: Eukaryota; Fungi; Ascomycota; Dothideomycetes; Mycosphaerellales; Teratosphaeriaceae
Exons: 3
Coding region: 76-303 (75 amino acids)
Biological process (GO): proton motive force-driven ATP synthesis
Source: RefSeq, a predicted model, not a curated record